This is a messenger RNA of Trypanosoma cruzi, 1332 nucleotides long. RefSeq lists its product as uncharacterized. The record is from RefSeq and is a predicted model, not a curated record. The coding region runs from base 1 to 1332 and encodes 443 amino acids. The transcript has a single exon. NCBI's taxonomy places the organism in Eukaryota, Euglenozoa, Kinetoplastea, Trypanosomatida, Trypanosomatidae.
AUGUGGCUUGAAAACAUCACGAGGGAUCUUGGGGACUUCACCAGCAGUCUGAUGGAGGACACAAAGGGCCUGGCCGACAUGGUAUCACGGAUUGCGGCGGAGGUGACUGGGCAUAGCACCUACAUUGCUGGCGACGAGGAUUCCCUGUUGGCGCAGGAGUGCCCGCUGGAUGAAGCUGCUAUCUUUGCACUGCAGAGAACAGACGCGGUGUACCUUGAGGAACCACGCGAGCCGGAGGAAAAGGCGCUGUUUGAGGAAUGGAUCCGCCGCAGCGUGUACAGCUCUGUAAAUGCGUUUUGUCGGGAUCAUUUUGACGGAUCCGGCAGCGGCAGUAGUUAUAACGCCGCCAUGACGUGCCGCCAACGACUUUUGGACGAGAACCCGCUGGUAGCUGAGAAGUACGCCGCGAUGGUGCAGACAAGCGAUCUUCCUCAGCGGGAGAGCCCAUCGGAGUCCAAGACGACACCCGGGCAGCCGUCAUUAGAGGGUGGGGAAGGGGACGUCAAGACCCCAAAGAAAUCCGCCACAGCUUCCCCUUCUGACUUGCAGCGCGUCACGGAAGAUGCGUUUUUUGAUCGUUACUUCUUCCGUCUCUCGCAGCUGCGCCUCUCCACCGCUGCAGAGCGACGGAAGCGCGAGGAGGAUGAGGCCGCCACCGCCGCAGCAGCAGCAACAGCAGCAGCAGCAGCGAAGGUGGCUUCUGAGGCGGAGGCGCCACGUAAGGAGCAGUCGAAGGGGAAGAGCCUCGCCGAGCGUUUCAUGGAGGCAACCGACGAACUGGUCGGGUGGAAGGAGGAGGAGCCGGCGGACGCGAAAGACACCGGCGCUGGAGAAGACCGCAACUCCCGUGGCGUCGUGCACCGCACGGAGGCGGAAUGGCGGGAACAGGAGGGUAAAAUUGCCGCGCUGGAGUCCCUUGUGCAUCUGCUCCAAGUGGAACUUAACGACGAGCGCCGAAAACUAGCGGCGGUGCUGAAGCUCGUCCAGCAGUGCAACUUGAGCGAGAGUCAGAUGCAGUUGGUACACGCCGCCAUGGAGACGACGACGACGACGACGACGACGGCGGCGGCCAAUUCAUCUGCCGCGUCUUUAUCAUCUUCGCCGCCGAACCACGUAGAGAACCCGGCGAUGGGCGGCAGCGGCGCACAUCACGGCGACGGUGCAUGCGAGAGUGGACGCGAUGCCGCAGUGCAGGAGACUUCAUCGCCGGAAGCCGUGCAGCAGCAGCAGCAGCAGCAGCAGCAGCAGUGUGAGGAGGAGGUGCCGAGAAACCCGGCGUCCCCCCCCAGUAGCUCCUCCUCCCUAGAAAAUGACGGCUGGACGAAUGUGUAG